AUGUCGACAAGCUCAGUCAGGUCUUUGCUCGGCGGCCGUUCGGUGGUGGUGCCGCUCAUCAGAUGCCCUUCUUCCCGCACUCGUGUUAAGUUUUAUCUCUCCAACACGGAGAAGCACGAGGGCUGGGUCUUCUACAGGUGUCCUAUUGGUGACCAUUUCUGGCAUUGGGAGUUGGAAUACGUUGGCUACUUGCUUGAAAAUCAAUUUCUCGCGGGCAAUGAAGCCGUAGAUGCAUUAGGAGCUGCAUAA
This is a messenger RNA of Triticum turgidum subsp. durum (durum wheat), 249 nucleotides long. The record is from the annotation of a GenBank genome assembly. NCBI's taxonomy places the organism in Eukaryota, Viridiplantae, Streptophyta, Magnoliopsida, Poales, Poaceae.